GUUUCGUACCGUACCGUACCGUACCGUACCGUACAUAGCAUUUCACAGAUCCACCCCUUUCUACGUACUCCGGCUACUCUGGACCCUAAUAGAAUGCCACGGAAGACUCGAGCUGCUCAGAAGGCGGUCGUAGAGGAGCCAGCCGCGCUGGAGGGAGAGCAGCGACAGCAGGAAGCAUCCGAAGAGAUCGCAACUUCCCCUACAGCAGCUAGCAAUGAAGCAUCGACGUCAAAGGCAGCAACAACGGCAGCGGACGAGUCGGUAGAAACCACGAGAUCGAAGGGAAAAGGAAAGGCGAGAGGGAAAGGCCAAGCUGCAGCUGCUGUACAAGAGGAGGAGGGGGAACAAGCAGCAGGAGCUUUGGCUGGGGAGGCCCAGGCCGAAGCGGAAGAGGCAGAGGCAGCCACGAACCCGGCAACAGCAUCAGAGGCGGAAGAAGAAGAAGCAGCGAUGUCGAAUGGACUGGCUGCUCCAACAGAGAAGACAAGAUUGACUAUGGAGCAGAGGCGGGAGAAGAUGAAUGCUCUCAAAAAGAAGAUGGCCCAAUCUUCAACUCAAAAUCGCAGAGAUCUCGCCCUCGAUAAGCAAGCUCGCUCCAACAACGUGCGCGAUGCGACGAAUUCCCGCAAGCUAGCCAAGGCCGAGCAGACACUAGACAGGAUCGAUGCAGAGCAGCGGGGCGAGGAUUGGGAACGGCAGAGGAAUUGGAAGUACACGAUUGAGGAUGGAGAGAGGUGGGAGGAGAUGCAGGCGAGGGGAGAGGAAAGCAAGGACAAGGGUAUCAUCGAUGCAAAUGGCUUAGCGGCUCGAUCGUACGCACGCGGGCUCAAGUCUUUCAAGCCAGACAUCAAGAGCUACCAGAAAACAGUCGAAGGGAAUUCGGCCGGUCCUUCUUCUAGCUCAACAAGUCUGAUUAGAAGAGGAGCCGCAGGCGACCCCUCGAGCAACCAGCAGGUAGUCCGCAAAGAGGACAUCUACGCGGGUGUUAACAGCCUCUCUUAUGGAGACCACAGACCCAAUGAUACAGCCAUCGACCGCGUCGUCUCUCACAUGAACAUGGAGACGGACGUACGCAAGAAGCGCUCUCGCAAGCGUCCGGCUGAAGAGGGCGGAGAAGUGACGUACAUCAAUGAGAAGAAUCAACACUUCAACAAGAAGAUUGGGAGGUACUUCGAUGAGUACACACAGGAGAUCAGGGAUAACUUUGAGAGGGGAACGGCUUUGUAAGAGACGUCAGAUACAUUUGUACCGUUGCGAUGCCAUAAUCUUACGUCCUCAUCUUACGGAUACGAUAUAUUCGAUCAUGAAC
Messenger RNA from Microstroma glucosiphilum, 1309 nucleotides. RefSeq names its product SYF2-domain-containing protein. Gene Ontology annotation, cellular component: catalytic step 2 spliceosome; post-mRNA release spliceosomal complex; Prp19 complex. The transcript is spliced from 3 exons. The coding region runs from base 94 to 1227 and encodes 377 amino acids. The record is from RefSeq and is a predicted model, not a curated record. NCBI's taxonomy places the organism in Eukaryota, Fungi, Basidiomycota, Exobasidiomycetes, Microstromatales, Microstromataceae.